Microtus ochrogaster (prairie vole) is the source of this 2012-nucleotide messenger RNA. It is a transcript of the gene Dtwd1, whose product is annotated as DTW domain containing 1. The transcript is spliced from 4 exons. Gene Ontology annotation, biological process: tRNA modification. The record is from RefSeq and is a predicted model, not a curated record. Gene Ontology annotation, cellular component: nucleus. NCBI's taxonomy places the organism in Eukaryota, Metazoa, Chordata, Mammalia, Rodentia, Cricetidae. Gene Ontology annotation, molecular function: tRNA-uridine aminocarboxypropyltransferase activity. The coding region runs from base 112 to 936 and encodes 274 amino acids.
AGAUGCUCGUUUGUUGGUUUCUUGGGAAUAGCCAUUGUUUCCCAAGUCUUUCCCGUCUCCCACGACUCCAGCUGUGUCUCUCUUCACAUAUUUAGUUUUUACAGUGCACCUAUGACACGUGUUUUUAAAAACAGAAUAUUUUGGUUCAAAGAAAGAAUGGCUCUCCGUCCAUCUGUAUUCCCUCAAGAAAGUGAAAAAAAUCACGGAAAUUGUAUGGAAACAAAACAAUCCCACACUGCUUCCGUAGCUUCAGAAGACCCUCUUCAGAACUUACGCUUAGCAUCUCAGGAAGUGCUCCAUAAGGCUCAGCGGAGUGGGAGGUCACGGUGCCUCCAGUGCGGUGGCUCUAGGAUGUUCUACUGCUACACCUGCUAUGUCCCGGUGGAAAAUGUGCCCACUGAGCAGAUUCCACUUGUACAAGUUGUACUUGUUUUUCCUGGGCCUCAGUCCAUCUCAAUAAAAGAUGUCUCUUUUCAUCUGCAACAAAGGAUUGAAAGUAAAAGUAAAAGGAUAGAAAGCAAAACUGAUGAUCUUGAUGUACCACCUUUUAAACUCAAGAGAACUGAGUUGGAGGGAGGCUCUGAUUUGAAUGGGAGCCUGCACAAAGGUCCAGCAUUGAAAAGAGUGGUCUUUAUUGACAGCACCUGGAGCCAGACAAACCAGAUAAUCUCUGAUGAGCGCCUUCGGGAGUUAUUACAAGUUGAACUGAAAACAAGAAAAACUUGCUUUUGGCGCCAUCAAAAAGGGAAGCCGGAUACUUUCCUUUCCACAAUUGAAGCCAUUUAUUACUUCCUGGUAGACUACCAUAGUGACAUGCUGAAAGAGAAAUACAAAGGACAAUAUGACAAUCUUUUAUUUUUCUACUCUUUUAUGUACCGCUUGAUAAAGAAUGCCAAGGACUCUGGAGAGAAGACAAAACCAAAGCUCAUCCAUUAGUUCUGCACACUCCGCUUGUCAUGUGGCUGUCUGAUGUUCACAAGCUGCAGCUGAGCCUGUUUUCUCUGGGGAGUUCAUCAUGCUCAGUGCCUGUGAGCGGACUCGGGGAAAUUUCAGUUUUGUUCCUUUUACCAUAUUUUUUUAAAGGAAAAUUUGAAUUUUGGUAAUUUUAAAGAGAUGGUCCUGAUUGAAAGAUAGAGUUCAGAAGCUGUUUGUUCAGUUUGGGCAUAUAUCAAUUGUAUUGUAUAUUUUAAUAUGUUUUGUUACAUUUAUGUGAUUAACAUAUAUGAUUAGAGGUUGUCUUCUCUUUUCACUUAUAUUAGCCCUCACCUCUGGAUUUAAACAAAGUCAGAAUCUUUUGGCAAAACGAAAAAAGUGAAACAUAAUUUGCUAGAGUUUAUGACAGAUUGGCAGAGGUGGUGUGUUGUGCUGUCUCUGUAAGCCCACACUUCCUCCCUCUGCCUGGCCUCUGCUCUAGGCAUCGUGUGGUCUUGCAGGAGGGAUGUGCAUAUGACCUGCUUGGAGAGUCAGGUGACCCAGGGCUAAGAGCACAUCACCCAACAGAAACAGGUCUGUUUUGGUGUGCUAGGGAAGCCAUAUGAGAUGGAAUUUAUUUUUCAAGAGUGAGCAAUAUGGGGUUAAAGUAAAUUUCUUCAUGUUUGAAACAUGCCUUUAGAAAUAAAGGUAAGCUUGAAUUGAUUUAAGUAGGAAAGUCUAGAUAGGGGCAGGGCGGAGCCGGGUGUAUGCUAAGUGUAUUGUCAUUUACGCAGUUCUGCAAGCCAUCAGAACAGUUACCAGGUUGAAGAAAACAGAGGAGAGAAUGAUCUUACCACUCAUUUGCCAUCUCAUAGCAGGAGUAACGCACAUGCCUCAGAUGAGAGUAUUGCUUAGCCCGACAGCAGAGGAUACCUGUAGGAAUAAUGAGCUGGCUGUACUUGCCUUGUUUCUCUUUGGUGUGAUAAACUCUGAGAAUGGCCUUAAGCUGUUCUCCCUGUAUUAGGGCCCUUCAGCCCUGCUCUUGUUGCUUUGAAUACUUUUCGCUCUGAAUCUGAGCCAUAAACAUCUCCAAUCUGGCU